AUGGAAGUCGACGGUGAAAUUUUUCCAAAGGUCCCUCCGGGUUUUUCGGCUGCCAGAGGAGUCACCUUACUGAGGGUUGAUGAUGACGAUCUUGUCGAAGAAGAUGGCCCUUUAAAGUCAAAAUCGACCACUAAAUUGACAUUUUACUCGUUACGUGAAAAUGCUAUAAAAUCUGACCCUCUCCGUCUCUCUCCCCCUCCAGCAACGCCUCUCCCUCGAGUCUCCCCUCUCUCAUCCCUCCCUCCAGCGACACCCCUCCCUCAGUCAGGUAGGAGAUCAGGUCGUUCGCGCACUGGAUCUACCCCUUCCACCCGUGAUGCGACGGAGACAACAUCGACGUUGCAUGCUGCAUCACAGGCGUCUGAGCCCUCAGUUGAGCAUACACCGGGCACUGAAUCAUCGUCGACCAACCGACGAGGACGUGGACCCACGCGUGGGUUAGUUUUAGAGCGACUUACGCGUGAGGGUAGGGUGACAGUAGAGUUCCCACAGGACUGCCUUAGACCUAUUGGGGACAAUGCCAGGUUGUUUACGUCAGAUGUCGGUGUCCUAUGCCGAUCUCUGAUCCCCGCCACCACCCCCCGUUGGACAGACGUGACAGAUGAUGUGCGGCAGCUCAUCCGUCAGCGCCUUCAGGAUAAAUUUGUCUUAGAUCUGAGUGUUCCUUAUAUUUCCCAUGCCGUCGACGACAUGGUCAGGGAGCGGUUCAAGGAGUACCGCGGAGAGUUACACCAGCGGUACAAGCGGUGCAGGACCCACGAUGAGGCCGUACUGUCCGCACUGCUGCACGUGACUAUAGACAACUGGCGGAUACUCUGCGAGAGAUUUUCGUCUGAGGCUUUUCAGAAGAGGAGCAGAAUAAAUUCUACGAACAGGGAAAAGUUGGAAGUGAACCACGUAGCUGGUUCAAAGUCAUUUGUACGACAUCGUUAUGACAUGCGAGAUUCCGUCACCGGCCAGGAGCCUGGACCAGUAGACCUCUACAGAGGGACUCACUGUCGGCAGGCGACGGAAUCUUGGGUUCAUCCUAGAGCCAGCGAGAAUUGGGCGGCGAUGGACAUCAUACGCAGUCAGCCCACUCUCGAUGGUAGUCAGCGGAGUGAGCUAGAUAUCCUGAGCGAGGUGCUUGGCACCCGUUCUGGAUAUGUGCGUGGGCUUGGCCAUGGUGCCAAGCUCAUGGCACCCGCUAGACCUACCUCCAGCCGAUCCGUCGCUGGCGAGAGAGCCUUACACCGAGCUGAUAUCGCAGAGAGAGAGGUUCAGCAGUUACGGGUCAUCGUCGAUGAGAUCAGAGAGCAGCUGGAGAGGCAGAGGGAGGAGAACGAGAGGCGACAGGAGAAGCAGGAGAGGAGGAUCGAGGAGAUGAGGGUGGAGCAUGAGCGACAGAUGCAGGAGAUGUUUCAGGCUCUCGUUGCACGCUUAGCCACUGAUACCUCACCACUUCCACCUUCAUCUGAUGCCCCACCACUUCGCCUUCAUCUUCGUGAUUUUUUUUAA
Messenger RNA from Magnolia sinica, 1497 nucleotides. RefSeq lists its product as uncharacterized. The record is from RefSeq and is a predicted model, not a curated record. The transcript has 8 exons. NCBI's taxonomy places the organism in Eukaryota, Viridiplantae, Streptophyta, Magnoliopsida, Magnoliales, Magnoliaceae. Bases 1 to 1497 code for a protein of 498 amino acids.